Molecule: messenger RNA, 3613 nt
Organism: Eleginops maclovinus (Patagonian blennie)
Lineage: Eukaryota; Metazoa; Chordata; Actinopteri; Perciformes; Eleginopidae
Exons: 26
Coding region: 937-2937 (666 amino acids)
Cellular component (GO): extracellular matrix
Source: RefSeq, a predicted model, not a curated record
AAGUAGAAGUACUCAGAUCUUGUACUUGAGUAAAGUAGAAGUACUCAGAUCUUGUACUUGAGUAAAGUAGAAGUACUCAGAUCUUGUACUUGAGUAAAGUAGAAGUACUCAGAUCUUGUACUUGAGUAAAGUAGAAGUACUCAGAUCUUGUACUUGAGUAAAGUAGAAGUACUCAGAUCUUGUACUUGAAUAAAAGUAGAAGUACUCAGAUCUUGUACUUGAGUAAAGUAGAAGUACUCAGAUCUUGUACUUGGGUAAAGUAGAAGUACUCAGAUCUUGUACUUGGGUAAAGUAGAAGUACUCAGAUCUUGUACUUGGGUAAAGUAGAAGUACUCAGAUCUUGUACUUGAGUAAAGUAGAAGUACUCAGAUAUUGUACUUGAGUAAAAGUAGAAGUACUCACAUCUUGUACUUGGGUAAAGUAGAAGUACUCAGAUCUUGUACUUGGGUAAAGUAGAAGUACUCAGAUCUUGUACUUGGGUAAAGUAGAAGUACUCAGAUCUUGUACUUGGGUAAAGUAGAAGUACUCAGAUCUUGUACUUGAGUAAAGUAGAAGUACUCAGAUCUUGUACUUGAGUAAAGUAGAAGUACUCGGGUCUUGUACUUGAGUAAAAGUAGAAGUACUCGGGUCUUGUACUUGUACACACUUCUCUUGUGUGCUGGUGAUACAGUGGGACUGCUGCACAGCUCCCAGUGAAAGUGAAGUGUGGCUCUGUCCCUGCUCUUCCCUGGCCUCAGGUAUUUCUCACCCGGUUGAGACGCAGAGAUGGAGGACGAGGAGGAUCAGAGCCUGGGAACCUGAGGGCUCCUGAGACAGAGCGACCACAGCAUGCUGUGAGGAGAGCUGCUCAGGAAAAAGCUAAAUCAGGUCUUUUUUUUUGUCUGUCCUCGUCUGAAUCCUGAAAGCGUGCGGAGGACCUGCUUAAUCUGCUGCACCAUGGGGGCCUCCAGCAACACGGCGUCUCUCCUCUCACGGCUGCUGGUGUUCAUGCUGUUCGUCUCCUCUCUCGGUCAGGAGGAACUCUCUGGAAACCACUCAGGUGAGGAACACACCUUUGAAGGCUCUCUGGUCGACAGCUACGACAACUUGGCCCCUCCUCAGCCAGAGUAUCCUCCCGAGCCGACUGACAGCUACGAUGAAGACAACAGGUCGGGGGAGGAAGUCUACGACCCGUACGGCCCGGAGCCCACCCAGGUGACCAUGAUCACAGAGGAGGCUGUCCCCUACGCCACCACCGCCGAGUCCCACUACGCCAAGGAGGACACAGAGACCAUGCGGGUCCCCUAUCGUCCUGCAAGGCCGGACGACGGAUCCUCGGAGGAGUCCGGAGACAACGCAGACCUCGGGGAGAGUCCGACCGAGUGCGACUGUGAGCCCGGGCAGCCCGGCUUCGCUGGCUUCGCCGGACCAAAGGGAUCCAGAGGCCUGCAGGGUAAAACUGGAGAGCCAGGAACUCAAGGCAGAGAGGGUUAUAAAGGACCCAAAGGGGUUCGAGGAAGAGGAGGAGACACCGGACCAGUGGGCGCCGUGGGAGCUGAAGGAGACGACGGAGCGUCGGGUUUCUCUGGAGCCAUGGGAGAGCCUGGACUCAUAGGAGACCUAGGAGAGCAGGGAGUGCUGGGUCUGAAGGGGGACAUCGGGAUGGAGGGACCCCGCGGAGGAGUGGGAGGCACUGGUAACGCUGGCCCUGGAGGUGAGGCUGGCUCUACAGGACCGAGGGGAGGUAAAGGGAUCAAGGGGUCUCUUGGUGACGACGGCAGCGAGGGUCCAAUUGGACGGGAAGGACUGAAGGGUCAGAUCGGAGGUCCCGGGUCUCCAGGAGACGUUGGCGACCAAGGAUACACAGGCUAUCCUGGACAGACUGGCUCGAGGGGACCAGGCGGACCAAAGGGCACUCAAGGUCACGGCGGCCUGCCGGGCAGCGACGGUGACCCCGGAGAUGACGGUCCCAUCGGAGUCCCCGGGGUGAUGGGAGAUCCGGGGCUGUUCGGAGCCAAGGGCAGUAAAGGGGUUGCCGGUGUGAAGGGACCUCGAGGCAGAGUGGGCACUGUGGGAGCUGGAGGAGAGCAAGGAGAUGCCGGAGUGCCGGGGAAACUCGGAGCGAAGGGUCUGCAGGGCUCGACUGGAGCCAAAGGUGAGACCGGACCCGAUGGAGAGACGGGUGCUGCGGGGAGGAAGGGAGUCAAAGGUGUGAAAGCUCAAAAGGGCAGCGUGGGAGACCGUGGAGACAAAGGACAGCGCGGACCUAAAGGUGCCGUGGGUCGUAAUGGCGUCUCCGGCCCCGUGGGCCCCCCAGGCCUCCCGGGCUCCAGAGGAGAGCAGGGUCCUUUCGGGGACCUCGGUGUUCGAGGCCAGGCGGGACCCAAAGGAGCUCCGGGCCCCUCCGGUCCCGGUCUGACGGAUGAGCAGGUGCUGCAGCUCUGCAGAGGCGUGGUCACCUCCCAGAUAUCCCAGUACGCCUCCUCCAUCCGGGCCAAGUGCUCCCAGGGCUGCCCCAUCAACAACAGGACCCUCAUCGGGCCCCCGGGGGGAACGGGGCCCAUGGGAUCAGCAGGAAAACCCGGAAAAGCCGGAAAGGUGGGAGCUAAAGGAGGGAGAGGAGCUCAAGGUGACCGAGGACUGGAGGGACAGAAAGGAGCGGAAGGAGACAGAGGUCAGAAAGGAGCUAAAGGCCGUACAGGUGAUGCAGGUAAAGGCAUGCCAGGACCCGACGGACCACAAGGCCUCAGAGGUUAUCACGGUCACCCUGCAGAACCCAAGAACGGCAUGGAGGGUCCUCGAGGUCCCCGAGGAUUCCCUGGCGCUGUCGGUCAGGCGGGAAUAUUCGGGAUCGCGGGAGUGCCGGGAAUUUGCGAGGCGCGGGACUGCAGCAUUCAUGCGCCGGUGAUGCGCAAAGAGCAGGGUCUGGUGAAAGGACCGCUCAGUGCUAACGUAUGAACACACGAAGAACGUCAGAGAGCUGGUGGUGUUCCUUUCUCCCCCCCCACAGUGAUCAAAUCCGGUGCUCUGUUUUACUUCAAGGCAGUUUUCACAUUGUUCAUUCAUUACCAGUCACAUUAUCAUAGGAAGGCAGAUUGAGCAGCAUUUGUUGGCUUUGAGAACUCAUUUCUAGAGAUUUACCCACACAGGUUAUCAAUUAAAACAGAAAGGGAACCGAGGAUAGAACCCUGAGGCUCUCCACUGGUGGCAGGUUUGGUAAGGAAUGGGAAACUGUGCAGGAACUAAACAAGAAAAGACUUUUACAUCUGACCCGGACACUGGUUUAGGGUUUAGGAGGUUGUAUACUUUAUAAAGAUCGUUAAACUGUUACAGCUUUACGCAGGAGCAAAGACGUCUGUUCCAUCAAACCAAAACUCCCUCGGUUGAAUUUUUGCAUCUGUAAAAAAAGUGCUAAAAUGUAAAUAUGUUGUAAAGUAUCUCAAAUACAUGUACUGUGAUCUUUAAAUGUUUGUCUUGUUGUCACCGUGUCGAUUUGUUCCAUAAGGUUUUGCGUUUCUGUACGAUGUCUUUCAGAAGAUAAGUCACAGGACAGAUCUCGGUUCCAGAUUUCUGAUUCACUGAAUGACCGUUGUGAUGAUCAGGCUUUUCAAAAUAAAGUCCAAUCUGAUUAUAA